AUGGAACUCCAAAUUCAACUCCCAAAUCUGAAUCAGUUAAACUAUGAGGGGUACAUGGAAGCCACCAUUGGUACCACACAAAUCUCCGACCAAUCAGAACAUCAGGGGGAUAGCAGCAGAAUAACGAAACUACAAGGAGCCCUUCGAACCGAACAUUUGAAUACAGAAGAAAAGUCGUCAUUACUUACAAUUUGCAACCAGUACUCAGAUUUAUUCCUUCUUGAAGGAGAUAAAAUAACUGCUACUACAGCAGUAGCACAUGAAAUCCGAACUCCAGACGCAGUGCGGCCUAUGCAUGACAAACCCUACCGAUUACCGCACGUCAUCGACAGGAAAUUACCGAUCAAAUGGAGAUUCUAG
This is a messenger RNA of Cinara cedri, 360 nucleotides long. The record is from the annotation of a GenBank genome assembly. Lineage: Eukaryota; Metazoa; Arthropoda; Insecta; Hemiptera; Aphididae.